AUGGUGGGACAGAGUGUUUGGAAGUUCACAGCCUCAGUGAUCUGGAGGAGCCACUAUGAGGAGGGCCUGGGGAAGAACAUGCCUUUUUCAGUGCAAAACAAGUGGCAGUUACUAGUGUCUUGCCGAUACUUUGGAUAUGAAUUUGCAACAACUUUCUUUAUAGUGAGACAUCAGCUGAUUAAGAAAUAA
Messenger RNA from Suncus etruscus (white-toothed pygmy shrew), 189 nucleotides. Its product is annotated as cytochrome c oxidase subunit 7C, mitochondrial-like. The record is from RefSeq and is a predicted model, not a curated record. NCBI's taxonomy places the organism in Eukaryota, Metazoa, Chordata, Mammalia, Eulipotyphla, Soricidae. Gene Ontology annotation, biological process: mitochondrial electron transport, cytochrome c to oxygen.